Malassezia pachydermatis is the source of this 1728-nucleotide messenger RNA. RefSeq lists its product as hypothetical. The transcript has a single exon. The record is from RefSeq and is a predicted model, not a curated record. The coding region runs from base 1 to 1728 and encodes 575 amino acids. Lineage: Eukaryota; Fungi; Basidiomycota; Malasseziomycetes; Malasseziales; Malasseziaceae.
AUGAAGUUCCCUACUGCGAUUGUUCUUGCUGUCUCUCUGGCCGCGUUGGGUGUGUCCAGUGCUCCGAUUGACAAGCGUAGCAGCCAUUCGUCGAGCUUGUCGGCGGCUCCUAGCUCGCACCACCGCUCGUCGAACUCGGGCAAUGCUAUCCAUUACGGCACUGUGGGCUCGAAUGUGGCUGGUGACUCCAACCUCAGCAACAACCGUGAGGAUGCGCUGAACAGCGGUCAAAACAUUGACUACGCCAACGGCAACCAGCUUGACUCGGGAGACAACGGCGGUGCGAACAGCGUCGAGGUUCAGAAUGCUCAGGCGCUGAUGAGUGUCUUUUCGUCGCUGCAGGGCGGCAACAACGGUCAGUCGGCUACACGCUCGAGCAGCGGUGGCCGCCAGACGGCUGCUCACCGCCAGGCGAACAUGGCCGCGGCUACCAACAUCUACUCGGAUGUGCCCUCGCUGGGUCAGCUCCAGGACAAGCAGCGUGGCCAGAUGGUCUCGCAGCUUCGGGCGGAGACUGCUGGUAGCAACCUGAGCCCUGAGCAGGAGUCGGCUGUGCGCGCUCAGAUUAGCUCGCUUACUGCCUCGCAGUCAGCGACUAACUCGGGCUCGUCGUCGUCGCGCUCGCACAGCUCGCACCACACUGGCCACUCAUCGUCGUCGUCGCGUCACCACUCGCACCAUCAUUCGAGCUCGGACUCGGCCUCUUCGACCAGCUCGCGCAAGCAACACCACCAUUCGUCGUCGGGCAAGCACUCGUCUUCUGGCACUAGCGUGCCUUCGAGUGCUUCGUCGUCGUCGGCUUCUCCGUCGUCGUCAUCGUCGUCGAGCGUUUCAACCUCGUCCAUUUCCUGGUCGAGUGAUGGCUCUGCACCGACGACCUCGUCGGCUAUGUCGGCUUCGAGCGCUCCGGCGCCUGCGUCGAAUGCUAUGGCCGUGGCCAGCCCUGCGGCUGACCCAAUGGCUCCGUCGAGCGCUGCGCCUGUCGCCAAGCGCAGCGAAAUCUCGCACCCUACCUCCAAUGCGUUCGUUGCUGUCCAGUCGCUGGGCAAUGAGGAGAGCUCGCCGAGCACGACCGAGUCGGACAGCUCGGUGACCACUGAAUCGUCGUCGUCGCCGUCGUCGUCGUCGGCCAGCAAGACUGGCAGCGCUUCCUCCUCGUCGUCGUCGCCGUCGUCAUCGUCGGCUACCAAGACUGGCAGCGCUUCCUCGUCGUCGUCGUCGUCGCCAGCUACCAUGACUGGCAGCGCUUCCUCGUCGUCGUCGUCGUCGCCGGCUAGCAAGACUGGCAGCGCUUCCUCGUCGGCUCGUCGCUGCCGUAACCGCACUCGCACGCACACGUCGUCGCCGACCUCGAGCGCUUCGGCGAGCUCUGCUGCGGCUGUCAAGAACGCUACCCGCAGCAGCAGCAGUGAGGACUCGUCGUCGACCACCGAGCCCUCGAGCACUCGCAGCAGCACUCGCAGCAGCAGCAGCAGCUCGCACGAGCCUACCUCCACCGCUUCGUCGUCGUCGUCCUCGUCGGCGGAGCCUACCAGCAGCACGCACAGCCGUAGCAGCACUAGCAGUAGUGCUCGUGACCACUCGUCGUCUGACUCGUCGGAUGGUCCCUACGCUUCGCAUGCGACGGUCGUCUCUGAGGGUACGACUGUGGACUUGGACGCCAUGCGCACCCUGUCUUUCAACGGUGCGAACGUGGCCGAUGUCGUGUCGAACUUUAUUCCGUUCUAA